AUUUGUUCUGGCUGCUGCAAGUCGGCCGGUGGAGCCCCGGUGCAUGUCGAUAAGGACGAGCGAAAAUGUGGGCAUCGCCGAUUGUUGGGGAUGGUCGUUCGUGCGAUUACAUGGCAGAGUGAUCAACCAGGUCGACGGACAAUUCAGCAGCCACUACAGAGUACAGAGUACGCAGUAGUAGGAUCAUACAGAAUAGACCCUACUCUCUGACAGACUCUGACUGGGAAUCCAAUUUCCUACUCCAUACUGCAGCCACGCCUUGCCUCCUCAACCAUUCAUAUUGACCCGAACUAUUCAAAUCGACUGGAUCGAUAAGUCCAAAAAGUGUUGUCAAUCCUGCAUAUCAUGCUCCACCAGGUGUGCAUCACGCUGGCCUGGCUUUCCCUCCUUCUUUCUCUUUCCCCCCCUUGGCUCCCCACUCGUCCUGGUCAUGGAUGUCUGUCUGUGUCUGUCUGUCAACCCCCCUUUUUACAUUCCAAUAGGAAAAAUUCUUUCCAACGGCUGAUGCUCAAGACUCUCCCUCCCUCUCUUUCUUCCACCCCGGUCCUUGUCAGUGCUACUCUGUAUGCGACUCUCCUCUGCAUGUCACGAUGUAUGGACCGGAGGCACAGUAGUGGGUUUUGAUCGCGUCGUCAUUCCCCAAACACUUGGGAGUUGGGAGGCCCAGAAAAAAACCGGAUUCUGCGGGCGGAUUCUUCUAUUGUUCUCGAGCAUGAAUAUUGGCAGCACCGUUUUCCACGGGAUUUUCCUGCAGGAGAGCAAAUCGGAUGGGGGGUUUUUUUUUCAAUCUAUUGUUCACGACUGUCUCUGCUCAUGCAAGGAUGUUGACUACUAUUGAGACCGACAAGUACUUACGGACAAGUAGAAGUUCAUAGGGAUCAUCACCACCAUCAUCGAAAUGAUGAAUUAUCAGCAACGUACUUCAGCGUG
This is a messenger RNA of Aspergillus steynii IBT 23096, 930 nucleotides long. RefSeq lists its product as uncharacterized. The record is from RefSeq and is a predicted model, not a curated record. Lineage: Eukaryota; Fungi; Ascomycota; Eurotiomycetes; Eurotiales; Aspergillaceae. Bases 346 to 624 code for a protein of 92 amino acids. The transcript has a single exon.